AUGAAUAUAAAAUGGUUACCAAAUAUAUCUCUUCUUAAUUAUAAAAAAAAAAAUGGAAAACAGAAUUUUGUGAGGAGCCGCAAGAGGUUUCGUACCAUAACAUGGAAAUACACCAAAACAAUUGGUCCCUUUGCUUCGUUUAUAUAUAUAUUUAACCAGAGCAUAGGAUCAGGCCUAUUUGACAUUCCAAGCUUAAUAAAUGAAGUAGGAUGGAUCCCCGUGAUUUUCGGAAACCUGUUCGUCUGUUCAGUGGCUGUUUUUUGCAGCCUCAUGAUAUUAAGAGCCAUGACGAUGAUACCAAAGAAUAAGAAUUUUGAGCAGAGAAUAGAGUACAGUGCAGUUAUAAAAUAUUUCAUGUCCAAUGAAAAAUAUAAAUUUGUUUCCUUUCUCUAUCACUUAGGAAAUUUAUGUAAUAAUAUUUGUGGCAUACUUGUCAUAUCAAAAAUAGUAGACAUCUUUAUUAUUAAAUUAUUUGGAAGUACAAUUUUAUUUCAAGUGUAUCCUCAGAUAAAGGUGUCUAAGUGCUCUCUGUCUCUUUUGGAUUCCAUGUACAAUGGCUAUUAUUACUCCAGCACAGGCCACUACGAAACGGUGGUCAUUGGUGGGGUUACCAUAGGUUACAUUAUUAAUGCAAUUAUAUGUAUACAGUUAUCAUCCAAAGGGUUGGAAGAAACUAUAAAUUAUCAGUAUGUUGUUUUUAUGAUUUUUAUGACGUCAUUUUUGUAUCUUUCCGUUUCCUCCACUAUAUAUUUGCUCUCCCAGAAUUAUAUGGACCAAAAUGGGUCACUGGGCAAAGUGGAUGUAUAUAACAAUUUAAUAUUAAAUAGGGCUCAUUUAGAAACUGAUUUGAUGAAAUUUUAUCGCAAGUAUAAAGAAAUAAAUCAUGUUCCGAAAAAUCCCCAGUUGUGUAGAGUUGAUCCAUUUUUUGAUCAUUGCCCAGUUAUGGACAAGUUGGCAAGAAAUCCCUUUUCACUAAAAACUAGCGAAAAUGAAAAGGUGGUUAGAAGGAAUCAUGAUUUGAGAAACUUUCAGAAGGAGGUACAAAAGGGUUCACUACAGAGAAGAGGCAAAGUAUUCACCUGCUCCUGUCUUUCCCUAAACCCUUUGUACCAAAAGAAGGCAUACAUUUUUCGCAAUAGUAUUUUUUACUUCACGGUGUCCAGUUGCUUAUACAGAUUAAAUAUCAAGAAUGCUGCCUCGUUGCAACAUUUUUAUUCAGCAUACAAAAUUUAUUACUCACCGAAGAACAGGAGUGGGAGAGUUGAAAGUCGAAAAAGGCAUGAGUGGAGACAUACCAAAAAGGGGGAGAUGAAAAGGGAAGAACAGAAGAACAAUCACAUAGGGGACAAAUUUAGCGGGGUAAAUUACCCUAACAGGGGAGAACAAGUGCAGAAACAAAACAAAAUGUUCUUUACAAAUUUGUACUACAUGAUAAGCAGGAUAGAAGGAAUCAAAAGCUACUGUAUGGGAAAAACCUUCGCCAAUUUUAUUGACUCUUACGGAUUCGUGAGUAACAUCCCAUCGUGGGGAAAUGAAAUAACGGAUGAUGUAAAUGUAUCCAAGUCUAUCUGGGUCACAGUCAUUUUGAGCAGUAUUUUCUACUUUAUAUUUGGCCUUAUAUUUUGUCUGAACAAUUCGUUUCAGAAAAUUAACACCUCAGUUUUGUACCUCUUUAACUUUGUCGCUGUAGCCCCUAAGGUCAUCACCGGUUCUAUAUCCAUGCGUUAUGAUUUAAUGAAUUUGGACAUAUGCUCUGAUAACGCCGCUUUUUUUUUCGGAUGCAUUGCUCCUUUUUUAUCUGCAUGGAUAUUUUCGAAUAGCAGGAUUUUUUCAGAUGCAUUUAAUUAUACAAGCCUAAUUUGUGGGCUAUUUUGUAAUUUUCUGUCUCCCGCAUUUGCUUACAUAUCAGCAUGUGAAAGAAACAAGUCCUUUUACAAAAACCCAUUAAGAAAGUAUACAAUUGUGAACAGGAAAAAGACAGUCUUUUCCAGCAGUUCGGACAUUCGAAAGGCUCUAGGCAAUAUAAUCGAUACGUUUGACGACAAUGAUGAAGCGCGCGAGGUAGAGGACAGCGAUAAUGAGAUGGAGAAGGAGAAGGGGAAUGAUAAUUAUCAACUGCAAUGUAAGGAUGGAGAGCAGGAAGAGGAAGAGGAAGCGGCACUAGGGUACAGAAGAUCCUUGUCCUUAAAUCGGUAUGCCAAUGAGAGAGAAUCAAAAUGUUCUUCCAUUAGCAGAAGCUCCUACUUCAAAUUCGUAAACGGAGAGUGCUUACCGAAAAGCUACUCCCACAACAGCACUGGGCGUGACUCCCUAUCAGAGAGAAACUCAAGUGAUUUUAAAUUAUCAAAUAAUUAUAACAGCAGUGCGGGGGUAUAUGAACAAGGAGACACAACCGAAGAGCAGCCACUUCUCAUAAACAGGGAUGAGCAGAAUGGAGAUGGCACCAAUAACAGUGUUUGUUUGGGAAAAAAGGAGAAGAAAAAGAAGAAAAAAGGCGUGAUGUUUUCAGACGAAAUAGAGGAGUGCUCUUCACACGAAUUUUUCAAGUCCAAAAGGGUUUACAGUUCUGGUGAAAAUGGAGGGGAAACGGGGGACACUCUGGGUAGCGAUCAAUAUACAAAAGGGAGCCACUCCAAACAUAACGACAUUUGUGCAGAAGGAACAGAGAUGUCCUUUUUGAAGCAGCUCAGCCGAACAAACCAACAUAACGACACAUGGGGAAGGGAAAAUAGCUCCUAUGGAAUUGUAGAAGAUGUUAAGAUGCAAAAAGUAAAAAAGGUAAAGAAAAAAUUAAUGUUUUCAGAUGAGGUUCAAUUGUGCAAUGACGUAGACGAAACUUCAGAAAUGAAAAGAAAAAAUUCCAAAGGAGUAACAUUUAAAGAAGAAUCAAAGGAACAACUCGCUAUGGAAGAUGAAAAACAUACGAAAAAGGAAAAAUCGUUCUCGCCCAAUGUGCAACUUUACAGUGAAGAAGUACACGCAAGGAAAAAUAGCCAAUUUAGUAUAAUGGUAAAUGAUGAAGCAGUGCGUGAAAAAAAAGGGGAACAAAGAGGAAACAUGAAUCCAACAAGUGACACUGAAAAUGUGGUAGACAAUAGGAACAGUGAGGGGCUCGAAAAUUUUCCAUUUGAGUACGAAAAUGGAGAAGACACUGAGUCGGUGGAGCCGCAAAAGGGAGAGCCAGUUUUACCAAGCACUAACGAGAAUGAACAACAAACUGGGCAAAUCAUAAAAAAGGCAUCUGCAGAUUUGCAUCAACCUGUGGUGGAAAGCGUCAACAAACCAUAUUCAGCGCAAGUUUCCCCCCUAUAUGAAAUAAGAAUUAUAAGUAACAAUGCGUGCGUAGCGAGUGGCGGAGAAAAGGCAAAAGGGUGCUUAAAUGACACUGUUGACCUUGUCGAUCAAAACGGAACAGAAGGAAAACAUUCAGAACAUGUACGUACGCUCGGUGCAGAAAAAAUAAAACUUAAAGAAAAGGAGAAGAAAGGAGGAAACGUUCUUUGUGUCCAUUUCGAGGAACAUGCACAGAAAGAAAAUGCGACGUUGUCCGAAAAUAUAAACGCAACAAUUAAGAACACUAUAAUACCGUAUGCGCGAAAUUUUAGCGACUCCGCAAUAAAUUACGAUGCCAUGAAUGAAAUGGAAAGAGAGGAAGUGAGAGAAAAUGAGGUCAUAAGAAAAAACAGGAGUUUCGAACAGCACGAACAAGUCUUUAAGCGUCAGAGGGAGAAACUAAAGUCCCACUACAAAUACACCAUAUCGGAUGCGCUAGAAAAUUUUAUUAAGAGCACUUCAAAAAGGUUCGAACAAGAGAACGAACUGGGAGCAUCUAAUGGGAAUAACCUAGGGGUGGGUUCUACCAAUGACAAGUGCUUUGUCGAAGACACGCUCGUUGAAGAAGCGGAUGAUACUCUUAAUAAAGAAAACACAUUUUUUUCUUUUGAAAAGGAUGAUGCUGUUACUAUUCCGAAUGUUGUUCUAGACAAAACCUGUGAAAGUAAUAGUCACAUUGACAAAGACUGGAUUGGAAGCAAAAGGGUAUCCUUGUUGGAGCCAAUCCAACAGGUGCAAGUAAACGAAACAGGGAAUUUCGAGCAUAAAGCCAUGGAAGGAAGGACGUAUAGCAUUCAUUUGAGGAAAGAAAACUCAAAGGAUGAUGAAAUUUUAAAGAAUAAUCUGAAAGAUUUAAGUGGAGAACAGUAUUUAAACAAGAACAGUUCGCAACUAGGGCAGUCGUUACACGUAAGCCAAAUGAGAACAGAUCACAUUGGGGGAAACUCAAAAAGUUUUCAUUUCGAUGAUGUGUUGGCUCCUGAAAUUUCCAACAAUCGUGAGGCUAACAUGAACAUGUGCAAAAUAAAUCUGCUAAUAAAUAACACCAGCUACAGAGAUGAACGAGACGCUCUGCUUAAGCAUUCCAAGUCGGAUGCACUAGCGGGGGAGAAGCAGCAUAACUUCAGUGCCCUUUCAACAGAACAAGGUGAAAAUACUCAUAGUGGACAGAAUUCUCCAUAUUUGAGAGAGCACAAAGAUGAUCUGCUUUCCUUUUCAUUUCUAAACAAUUUUAACAAACAAAAGUGUGCAUCAUGUGAAAUUAUAUCGCUACCUGAGCAUGGUGCUAUGCCGCAAAGAAAAAUGAAAAGUUUAUAUCACCAGGAUUCUGUGAACGAGAUGGAUAACUGCAAUGAAGAGCUUCAUAAGAAGAACACCCUUUUUGUUAGGCAAAGGAAAAAAUUAAAAUCUUCCUUUCAUGCAAACGGGGAUAUGAUAAUAGGCAAUCAUAAAGAAGCAAUACACAAAGAACAAAUUAACGAAUUUAGAAAACAAAUAAGCAAAGAAUCGUGUAUAUUCAAUUAUUACGAUGAUGAGAAAUGCACAGAUAUAGCGCAAGGGGGGGAGGCGAGUCAAAUGGAUAAAGAGAAGGUAGAUCAAGUGAUGACUAAAAACCAAGUUGCUGAAAACAAUGCAGAGUUAGAAAUACCAAUACUACAUAUAAUGAAAUCGUAUGAAGAGGAAACAGCAAACCCAAACGUAGAUGUGGCAGUGAAAGAUUUAGUGAAAUAUAAAUCCACAGCAGACCCAAGACGAAAAACGUGCUACAAAUUUGAGGACAUUUCGAAAUUGAUUAGUGGUAUAGAUCUGUGUGAAUUCGAAUCUGAACAAAAUGAGAUGGUAGAUUUAAGGCAGCACAGCGUGGGAGCCAAUAAUGAGGCAAUGCAGGGUGAAGAUAGCGCAGAUCAUUUCUCACCGCCUGCGAAUGACGCAAAUUUGGAAUGCAAUAAAUGUGUUAACUUUAACGAGGAGAAAGACCCAUCUGCAGAAAUCGAAAAACCAGAUGUUGUAAAAAAACUCGAAAAAAUAUACUCCGCAUUGUCAACUAAAUUGCAUUCGGAAAAUCCAGAAAUGUGCACAAAUGAAGAUCAUGAUCAUACGGACUGUGUUGAUUUUCGCUGUUUUAAAAUUAUAGACAAUGUUAGCCCCGUCAAACAUUAUUACAAUACUUUCCGUAGAAGUAAAAUUUUAGAUUCGAAAAAAUAUGAUCAUUUUUAUUCAAACAACUUUGUGAUAGAUGAUAAAACAAAUAUGGACCACCUCUGUUCCAUUUUUUUAUUUGGAAAUCCUUUGGAAAGAAAUGAAAAAUAUGCGGAUGAUAAUAAUAAUAAUAAAAGCGUAGAUGCAGGUGACAAACAGAAAGACACGACUAGCGAUGCUCAGAACGAAAAGUUGAACCAAGAAGACAGGUGCAAUUCUACUGUUACUUUUGAGCACCAAAAAGAAAACACUAUUUCUACUUCAGGUUUGCAUGAAGAAAAUGGUCUUCUUAUUAAACGGUCCUUUUCUGGAAGUUUAGAAAGUCCCAGUGGAAUACUCAAGGGAUGUAUAUUUGAAAAAAGUGACCUAAGCGGCAGUGGCGUUCUUUCUCGAAGGAAACCCAACUUAAAAUUUAGCCUCAAUGAGGAAAUUAUAAACACGGAGGAGUUAUAUGACAUAUUUCGCAGCAACGACAUCGUUGGAGACGUGAGGAAAAACUCUGACAAAAUAGAAGUCAUGAAAAUUAGGAUUCAUGUGUACCCAGCCCUUCUCCAAAAAUACCAUGUAGAAACAACUUACUUGUUACUGGGAUGUCUAACAGUUUUUUCGUUCGUCGGUAUUAUAACCGAUUUUUUAUUUGGUUAA
This is a messenger RNA of Plasmodium fragile, 6177 nucleotides long. RefSeq lists its product as uncharacterized. The record is from RefSeq and is a predicted model, not a curated record. The transcript is spliced from 3 exons. Lineage: Eukaryota; Apicomplexa; Aconoidasida; Haemosporida; Plasmodiidae. Bases 1 to 6177 code for a protein of 2058 amino acids.